AUGUCCCGCACGCUCUUGAGGAUCACGGUGACCUUUGUGUUGGUGUGCUCUGUUGUCGGCGUGGGCGCGGUGCAGGCGCACCCAGAGCGAGGCGACUCAGAAGAGCCGCGCUGCGGGUUUGACGAGCUGGAGGCGCACACGAUCGGCACUCGCGUGAGUGAGAUAAGCCGUGUAGAGCCGCCAGCCGGGGAGCUUGCGGUUGCGGCUGCUGCAACGGGGGCCUGGCAGCCCAUCCGCAUUGCUGUCUUCACAGAUGACAUUUCGAACAGCAGCCAGCACUGCACCGCUUCGCGCCAGAGUCGGCCCAGCUUCCGUGGCGACAGGGUGACCUGCAGCGCAGCGGACGUUCUCACAAACAGAAAGAAACAGGCUCUGUUGGAGCUGCUGAUUCCAUCCGCAGUUGAGCUGCACAAAGAGCGGCUGAACGUGCAGCGGGAGAAUGGCAACAUCGUUGUCAACCCCUUUAUUAAUAAACACCCCAUCUGCGGUCAGUUCAGCAUACCCAAAGACCACAUGAAGAUCGGUGUGAAGGACGCCGACUUUGUUCUGUACAUGUCUGCUGGACCAACAUCUGACAAUACCAUCGCAUGGGCGCUGAAGUGUCAGAGCUUCGAGGAUGGUCGCCCGUCCGUGGGCGUGGCGAACAUCUCGCCUAAGUACAUCGCCGCCGACCCGAAGAUCGUACGCGUCAUCGCGCACGAGGUGUUGCAUGCACUCGGCUUCACGCACUCAGUUUUCAAAGAACAGAAUAUGUUGGUGAUGGCGUCCUUUCGAGGCAAGAGCCCCUCGCCGGUCAUCCGCAGUGAAAAGGUGGUCGCCAUGGCGCGGCAACAUUACGGCUGCCAAACGCAGGCUUUCAUGGAGCUAGAAGACGAGGGUGAAAAGGGAUCCGUUUCUUCACACUGGAAGCGCCGCAACGCCAAGGACGAGCUGAUGGCGAGCGUCAGCGGCGUCGGCAUCUACUCGGCGCUCACCAUCGCCGCCAUGGAGGACACGGGCUACUACAAGGGCAACUACGACAAGGCGGAGUCGAUGGCGUACGGCCACCUUGCGGGCUGCAAACUGAAAGACGAUCGCUGCGUCAUCAAAGGCACUUCACAGAAUAAUAAUAUGUUCUGCGACGCCCCCGACGCACCGUCGAGCUGCACCUCUGAUCGCCGAGGCGUCGGGAAGUGCAUAUUCACCUAUUACGACUCGAAUCUGCCCACCCAGUUUCAAUACUUCGAAAACCCGAGGCUGGGUGGCUCGGAUCCCCUGAUGGACUUCUGCCCGUUUGUGGGAGAUGCCGACGACACGAAAUGCACCGCUAAGACGAACGCGCUGAAGGGCAGCGUAUAUGGCAUCAUGUCGCGCUGUGUCGACACACCGGUAGGUUUUUCCGUUGGUGGCUCGGCGGCCCAGCAGCAUGGCAUUUGUGCUGAAGUGCAGUGCGGCAGCUCAACGUACGGCGUCAAAGUACGUGGUGCGUCUGCGUUCCAGGAUUGUCUGCCAGGCAAAACCUACAACCUGUCGACACUGAGCCCGUCCUUCUCUAAAGGGUAUUUGGUGUGCCCCUCUUAUGAGUCCGUGUGCGCCAUCAAGAUAAACGCCUCGCUGUACGAAGAAUACAGUCGUUUUCUCACCGACCACAGCGUGACUGGUGUUCGGACAAGUGUGACGGCGGUGGUGGCAGUGCUUCUGGUGGUGCUUUUCAUGGCCUGA
This is a messenger RNA of Leishmania mexicana MHOM/GT/2001/U1103, 1701 nucleotides long. Its product is annotated as putative leishmanolysin. The record is from RefSeq and is a predicted model, not a curated record. The transcript has a single exon. Bases 1 to 1701 code for a protein of 566 amino acids. Gene Ontology annotation, cellular component: cytoplasm; membrane. NCBI's taxonomy places the organism in Eukaryota, Euglenozoa, Kinetoplastea, Trypanosomatida, Trypanosomatidae. Gene Ontology annotation, biological process: proteolysis; cell adhesion. Gene Ontology annotation, molecular function: metalloendopeptidase activity.